This is a messenger RNA of Erinaceus europaeus (western European hedgehog), 662 nucleotides long. It is a transcript of the gene CFAP141, whose product is annotated as cilia and flagella associated protein 141. Lineage: Eukaryota; Metazoa; Chordata; Mammalia; Eulipotyphla; Erinaceidae. Bases 39 to 341 code for a protein of 100 amino acids. The transcript has 4 exons. The record is from RefSeq and is a predicted model, not a curated record.
CUGCUCAGUCUCCUAAGCCCACAUUAAGAAAAUCUGACAUGUCUUUGGAAAAGAUGUCAGAAGUAGAGGGUUUUAAAAGCACCCUUGGACUUAAGAAGAUGGUUGACAGGUGGCAGAAUUCACACACUUGGUGUCUAUGGCAAACGACAUUGAGUCAGAGGAGAAACCCAUAUGCCAUCCUGAGAAUGCAGAACACCGUGGCACAAGAGUUGGCACUGGCCAACCAGCAACUGCUGAAGGUCCGCCAGGCUGCCCUGAACCAGCUCUUUGAAAAGGAACACCAGCAGUACCAGCAGGAGCUCAGUCGGAUGGGCAAAGCUUUCUAUGUGGAGAGAUUCUGAUGGCAUCCACAGUAGUCGCUCAAGUCUAGCCUUUGGGAUCCCUGCCUUCUUGAACUUCCUUACCGCGCCCCCCCCCAAAAAAAAAAAAUCUCACUAACUGCCCUGCCCUGCCCUGCCCUACCCAGCCCUGAAGACUGUGCUCACUUAUUUAUUCUUGGUUCUGUAAACCCCUAGGCUAUUUGGGAAAUGAUAGUUAAAAAGAGUGACGCCUUGUGGUCAACAGGAGAGAGACGCUGUGGAAAUGAGGUGGAUGAUGUGAAAAUGGGCAGUUCUGAGUUGGUUUUAACACACAAAGCUGGCUCAUAAAGAUGCAGAAAGAGA